Messenger RNA from Cucurbita maxima (winter squash), 1748 nucleotides. Its product is annotated as coiled-coil domain-containing protein 186. Bases 266 to 1333 code for a protein of 355 amino acids. The record is from RefSeq and is a predicted model, not a curated record. NCBI's taxonomy places the organism in Eukaryota, Viridiplantae, Streptophyta, Magnoliopsida, Cucurbitales, Cucurbitaceae. The transcript is spliced from 2 exons.
AUUGAUUGAACUCAAAGUAAUUCCCAGAGCCUUAGAGUAAAGCUUAGAAGUCAUGGAGUCGUAAAAAAGCAAAGGAUUACCACUUUUAACAGAUUGGUAAAGAAUCUUCAACACCAUUUUGAUCAAAGAAACCUCUAAGUAGCCUCAACUCUUCAUCCAUUUUCAAACCUCAUAUCGAGCCGAGACGAGCAACGAUGUCAGAAAUUUGAGUCUCUCCAACCUACAAUUGAGACAAGACAUCGAACUGAAUCGAACCAAAUUUCUAAUGGCAAACACAACUUCAAAACUCGAGAAUUCCGAGCAGACACUCUUGAAAAUUGGCAUUCCUCUAGCUCUAUCAGCAGCUGGUGGAGUAUGUUGUGGCAUAAUGAUGGCAAGAAGUUCAUUUCCCUCCUUAAAUCCAUUCAAACGCAUAUCACAACUCGUUAAAAAUGAGAGCUUUGACAGCCAAAAUCACUCAGCUCCACUUCCUUUGAAGCAAAAAGAAACUUCACCCAAUAUUGAGGAAGUUCUUUUAGGCUUAAAAAACAGAGUUGAAGAUCUUGAAAGAAAGGAAUUGGGUAUUGAAAAGCAGUUCAUUUGGUACCAAAAUUUGAAAGAGAAGGAAGCUUUGCUGAUGGAGUUGAAGAACACCUUGGUUUUGGACAUGGCUCAUAUCAGGUUCUUGGAGAAGGAGAUUUUGCUAAUGGAAGAAGAAAACAAAAGGUUUGAGAGUUUGGUGACUGAAUAUUUGGGAGUUUCAGAGCAGUUUGAAGGCCAAAAACCAGAAAACAGGUUACUUGAGAGAGAAGUAAAGAAACUGAAGAAGAGAUUGAAGGACCAAUCAAAGAUGAUAAGAGAGAAGAAUUUGAAGAUUGAAGAGAGUAGAACAGAGUUUUGGAGAAACAAUGAAGAAAUGGAAAGGAAGAAGAGGAUGAUUGAGAAAUUGAGGAAUGAACUAAGAGAGCUCAAAAUGCAAAUGGAGAACAAUGCUUCAUCUUCAUCACCAUUUAAGAUUGAAGAAGAAAAAGAAGUGACAAUGAAGGAUGUUAGCAAGCUUUCAAUUGGAAACCAUGAACAAGAACAGAAAGAAAACCACAAGGAUUUGGAUCAAAAGGAAUCCUCUCCUGAUAAAACUACAAGACCAAAGCUCACGGAGGAUGUCAACAAGCUUUCGAUUGGAAACCAUGAACAAGAACAAGAAGAACAGAAAGAAAAUCACAAGGAUUUGGCUCAAAAGGAAUCUUCUCCUGAUAAAACUAAAUAUACAAGGCCAAGGCUUCUUCGAAGGAUAAGCGAUUCUGGGAGUAGUGAAAUGAAUACAAAGAUGAAGAAAAAAAUUAGACCACAAUAACCUCUAAAUUAGCUCUUGUUCAUAUGAUUUGUAAUUUUGUGUGGAGUAUUUUUCUAAAAAAAAAAAAUGUUUUUUUUUCUUCCAAUAAAAUAUAAUAAAAAAAAAGUGAGAUUUAUAACGGCUAAUGGGUUCCAGUUAUUGGAAAGGGUUCUAUGGUCGGUCCGCGACCUUGGAUACCGAAGACGUCCUUGGAGUGAUUUAUAACGGCUAAUGGGUUCCAGUUAUUGGAUAGGGUUCUAUGGUCGGUCCGCGACCUUGGAUACCGAAGACGUCCUUGGAGUGAUUUAUAACGGCUAAUGGGUUCCAGUUAUUGGAUAGGGUUCUAUGGUCGGUCCGCGACCUUGGAUACCGAAGACGUCCUUGGAGUGAUUUAUAACGGCUAAUGGGUUCCAGUUAUUGGAUAGGGUUCUAUGGU